This is a messenger RNA of Daphnia pulicaria, 1980 nucleotides long. RefSeq lists its product as uncharacterized. The transcript is spliced from 10 exons. NCBI's taxonomy places the organism in Eukaryota, Metazoa, Arthropoda, Branchiopoda, Diplostraca, Daphniidae. The record is from RefSeq and is a predicted model, not a curated record. The coding region runs from base 23 to 1705 and encodes 560 amino acids.
AUAAGAUGGAUGGAACUGAGCAAUGUUGCGGCAGUUUUUCGGUGGAUUUUUCCCGUCUUGCGUCUUAACGAAGAAGAAGAAAACUAUCAGCCGAGCUUGUGGUGGAAAACACGAAGAAGAGCAACUAGCAGCCGCUAGACAACAAUCCGACGAGUAUUUCGCCAAUGCUUAUGGGUACACUCCCAAUCCAUGGGAUUCUUCUUACUAUCAGCCGAACUCUCAAGAAUAUUUCAGUUCACUCCAGAGUCAAAGCCCCUUCACUAGAACAAAUGUUUAUCCAUUCGACAAAUAUUUCGUGACUAAAAACGACGAUGAAGAGAAUUCGGAAGGACGUCUUGUUGGUGGUCUGGGCGCCAAUUUGAUCAACACGGGUCUAUUCAACAAUCGAUUCACUCCGGCCAAUACUUGGAGGCCCUUUGCUAAUUUAGCCAACAGAAUCCCAAUAACCGUGAAUCCCAAUUUUGACAAUCCACUUGCCACCUUCGAUGCGUGUACGUCACCCAGCGGCGACGCCGGAAUCUGUGCUCCGGGAAACAUUUGCUCAUUAUUCGGUGGAAGGCCAAGUGGUUCCUGCGUCCUCGGAAAAGUCUGUUGCAUCAACGCAAUAACAACUUGUGGUGGAACUGUGACGUUAAACAACACUUAUUGGCAAUCUCCCUCUACUCCGGUUACCGCCCCAUCCAGCUGUGCAUUGACUGUCCGCAUGGACACUAAACUGGUCGAACAAUUAGCCAAACCCAUUUGCCAAAUUCGUCUGGAUUUUGUUUCCUUCACUACGGCUCAGCCAACAGCCGGAACCUGCACCGACACUUUUACAGUCAGCGGAACAACAUCAACCGUGGCACCAACUAUUUGUGGCGAGAAUGCUGGGCAACACAUGUACCUUGACGUCCCGUCGUCGGCUAUUACCCCGAGCAAUGUCCAACUGAUGUUCACUUUUGCAACUGGAACAACAACCACUCGCGGAUGGAACAUCAAAAUCGCUAUGCUCCCUUGUGGCGCCUCCUAUCUCGCUCCGACGGAUUGCCUUCAAUAUUUUAGUUCUGCUGCGGGCAGGGUUCGCUCGUUCAACUGGCAGGACGUCGCAGGAACCGCAGCACCGCUUCAGCUCAACAAUCAAAACUACAACAUUUGCUUCCGGACUGAACUCGUUUCAGGAUCGCGAGCAACUCAAAUGUGCGUGACAACUUGUCAAGUGACAAAUGGAGACGCUUUUUUUAUAACGACAGUACCCCCCGGUGUCGCCGACGUCGCCCUCGCGGGUGCCCCCCAGUUUGCUUCAACUUUUUCUGCUGUGGGCACAACUUUUCUGGAUGCAUCCGGUGCGAAUCCAGUAACUGGCGCCGUUUGUCUCUACGAUUUCCUUCUGAUUGCUGGUGGCAGAGAUGCCAACGGAGUGGAAGCCGACCGAUACUGUGGAAACGCAUUGAAUCCAGCUCCCAUACCAACAGCUUUUGCUGUUGCCAAUGCGUUGGUCCCAGCUCCCGGAACUCCAUUAACGGCUGAUGUACCAGGUGGUUCGACCGCAAGCGUCCAAGUGUGCACUCCAGUCAGGCCGUUUAAGAUGACUUACCGAACCGACAAUACUGAAGGGGCGAUUACAGUUGUGAAUGCUCCUACGGUUCCUGUUGUGGCUUCGCCCGAUGUAGGCAUUCCAAACGUUAACGGAAAUACUGGAUUCUGCCUUGAUUACCAAGAACGAUAGACAACUAAUAACAGAAUACCGCGCUCCGAUGAACUCCUGAUGUGUUAUUUCGUUAUAACAAGUUGCUUCAUCGAAAAAUUUAAAGCUCUUUCGUUUUAUUGUUAGUUAUUUGUUUGCUGGUGGCGGAUUUCGAUUGAAUUUCCCUAUGGGUCUACAAAUGCUUUUUUGAUCAGUUUAAAAUAUUAGCACUGUUUAACCUUACAGUACUGAAUUAUCAUUUGAGUUACGGCAUUUGACUUUCGUGCUCCUUUGAAAUAAACAACAUUCUACUUGAA